Molecule: messenger RNA, 2317 nt
Organism: Callorhinchus milii (elephant shark)
Lineage: Eukaryota; Metazoa; Chordata; Chondrichthyes; Chimaeriformes; Callorhinchidae
Gene: trmt2a
Product: tRNA methyltransferase 2 homolog A
Biological process (GO): RNA processing
Molecular function (GO): RNA binding; RNA methyltransferase activity
Source: RefSeq, marked provisional
GUUAAGAUGGCGGCGCCCACAUGGUAGCAGAAGGAGCUUCUCCCAGUGACUGACUCCCUCCCUCUGUUCCAUCAAUUCUCUCUCUCUCACUGACUCUAACUCUUUCUCUCACCUCAUCUCCGAUUCUCUCUCUCUCUCUCCCUCUCUGUGUGUGUGUGUGUCUCUCUCUCUCCCUCCUGACGAGGCAGAAUUAACAAUGGCAGAAGAAAGCACUUGUAAUACUGAUACAACUCCUGGGGAGUUUGACAAAGAGAAAGAGACAUCUGAGCCAACUAAUCUUACACUGCCUGAGGAAAAUGAAGAUACCAGUGUCUCCGCUAAAGCACCAAUGGAAGAGAACGAGUCCAGCAGCGACAUCUAUCGAUAUAUCAAGGACGAUCUCUUUACGUCUGAGAUUUACAAGAUUGAAAUACAGAACCUUCCAAAAUUUGUCAGCUUCAGCGACCUGAGGAAAUUCCUCGCCCGGAACGGACUCAAUCCUCACAAAAUUAAACUGUUUGGGAAACGUCCUUUCGCAUUUGUGACUUUUAAAAUGGAGGAAGAACGAGACAAAGCCAUGGAGGCUCUUCAGGGGCAGGUCUGGAAGAAUCGAAGCCUAAACGUACGCUUAGCGAAACCAAAGGCCGACCCCAUCGCCAAGAAACGGAAACAAGAAGGCGUGGAGAACGAUGACCAUGAGCAGAAGCGCAUGGUCCCGGCCGAAGGCUUGGAAGAACCUUUGAGCAAACAGAUUGCUGACGUGGUGACACCGCUGUGGAACGUUCCUUAUGAGAAACAGUUGAAGACAAAAGAACAGAAUGUCUUGCAAGUGCUGGGCGUCUUGACCAGGGAAAUAGGAAACAAUAAUAAAGCCUUUUUACCGUGGGUGUCUGAACAGAAGAAGAAACAUGGUGACACCUGUUGCCCACUGCAGGGAGUGAAACCAUCACCAUUACAGACCGAAUACCGUAACAAGUGCGAGUUUCUGAUUGGUGUAGGAGCGAACGGAGAGGACAAGACAAUAGGAUGCCGUUUGGGUAAAUACAAGGGAGGCUCAUGUGCGGUAGUGGAACCGUUUGAAACGAUUCACAUUCCAGCUAAGAUGAAGGCAGUUGUGAAGUCUUUUCAGGACUACAUCAGGUCGUCUCCUUAUUGUGUGUACAGCCCAGAGACGUACGAAGGUCAUUGGAAACAGCUGACUGUGCGCACCACUAGAGCCAAUCAGAUAAUGGCAAUAGUUUUCUUCAAUCCACAGAAACUAGGCAAACCGGAACAAGAGCAACUGCAAGGAGAACUGGCCAAGUACUUCACAGAGGGCAAUGGGAAGGAAUGUGGAGUUACCUCUCUCUAUUUUGCACAGGAAGGCCAGAGGAAAUCGCCAAACUUGGAGGAUCUGCCGCUAGACCACGUCACUGGGGACAAGUAUAUUUACGAGGAGUUGCUCGGCCUCAAGUUCAGAAUCUCUCCUCACGCCUUUUUCCAGGUCAACACCCAGGCUGCAGAAGUGCUUUAUUCAGCAGUUGGAGAUUGGGCCGACCUGAAUCAAGACACUGUGGUUCUCGAUGUGUGUUGUGGCACUGGAACUAUUGGCCUUUCCUUAGCAAAGAGAGUGAAGAAAGUCAUUGGGAUUGAAAUGUGUCAAGCAGCUGUGGAAGAUGCCAAAGUGAAUGCAGAAUUGAAUGGUAUCACUAAUGUAGAGUUCCUUUGUGGUAAAGCUGAAGAUCUCUUCCCGACUGUGAUCAACUCUGUGACCUCCCAGAACCUGGUCGCUGUUGUGGAUCCUCCCAGGGCCGGGCUACACUCCAGAGUUGUGCUGGCAUUAAGACGAGCGGAGCAUCUGAAGAGUCUAAUCUAUCUGGCCUGCAACGCUCGAGCAGCUAUGAGUAACUUUGUGGACCUUUGCCGUGCCCCAUCGCACAGGGUGAAGGGAGCUCCGUUCCGUCCAGUUAAAGCCAUGGCUGUGGAUCUUUUCCCCCACACCAUGUAUUAUGACUUGUUAAUAUUAUUUGAGCGAGUGGAAAAAGAUCAGGAUACAUGAAGGAAUUAAAGACAGAAAAUGGGAAGUAAUCGAAUCGACUUGGAAGUGAAAUUUUCACAUACUUUGCCUGCUCUGUAGCAGUAGCCAGUAAGUAUUUUAUCCCAUCACAUUAAAAGUUCUUUCAGCUCCUACAACACAUGUAUAAUUUUGUUUAUCAAGUAAUGUAAUGUAUGAAAUGAUAGUGAUCAGGAAAAUGUUCACAGUGUUCAUAACACCUUACAUAUUCUGUACAUUCCCAGCUUCUGAAGCCAAAUAAACUUUGGUCAAUACUUUAAAUGUUGGCACUAUUUACUGCAUGUG